AUGACUGUCACAUACACAGCACGUGUGGCCAAUGCCCGCUUUGGCGGCUUCUACAAGUUGCUGACCCUUUGGCGUGGAAGCAUCUACAAGCUGCUCUACAAGGAAUUCCUGGUCUUCUCCACCUCUUACAUGGGACUCAGCCUUACCUAUCGCUAUGUUUUAGAUGAGGAUCGGAAGCGUGUCUUUGAAAGAGUGGUCAUUUACUGCGACAACUAUGCCAACCUGAUCCCUGUCUCCUUUGUUCUGGGCUUCUAUGUGACGCUGGUGGUGAACCGCUGGUGGAGCCAGUACACCAGCAUGCCUAUGCCAGACCGCUUGAUGUGCACCAUCUCUGGGAAUGUACAUGGUACUGAUGAGAAGGGGCGGCUUUACCGGCGAACACUCAUGCGGUACUGCAGCCUUUCUGCUGUAUUGAUCUUGCGUUCAGUCAGCACCGCAGUGUUCAAGCGCUUCCCCACAAUGGACCAUGUGGUGGAGGCAGGCUUCAUGACUCGGGAAGAGCGCAAAAAAUUUGAAAAUUUUAACACUUCCUAUAACAGAUACUGGAUUCCCUGUGUUUGGUUUACCAAUUUAGCUGCCCAAGCACGGAAAGAAGGCCGCAUACGUGAUAGCUGUGCUCUCAAGUUGCUUAUGGAGGAGCUGAAUCGCUUUCGUGGCAAUUGCAGCAUGCUAUACCACUAUGACUGGAUCAGUGUACCGCUAGUUUACACCCAGGUGGUUACCAUUGCUGUCUACAGCUUCUUUGUUUCUUGCCUCAUUGGGCGUCAGUUUCUUGACCCAGCCCAGGGUUAUAAAGGACAUGACUUGGAUCUCUGGGUCCCUGUUUUCACCCUGCUGCAGUUCUUCUUCUAUGUUGGAUGGCUGAAGGUGGCUGAGCAGCUCAUUAACCCUUUUGGUGAGGAUGACGACGAUUUUGAAACCAACCUUCUGAUUGACAGGAAUUUCCAGGUCUCCAUGAUGGCUGUGGAUGAGAUGUAUGGAGACCUGCCUCUCCUGGAGAAGGAUCGAUAUUGGGAUGCUUCAAACCCUCGGGCCCCAUACACAGCAGCCACCGUUUUUCUGUUGCAACAGCCAUCCUUCCAGGGCUCCACAUUUGAUAUGACUUUACCCAAGGAAGACAUGCAGUUCCAACCCCUGGAGGAGAUUGCAGAGGGCCUUGAACACACCCGCAACGUGCCAGCCCACCUCUUGAACCGCCUCCUUUCCACAGCCCCUGCGCCUGGUGGUUUUGGCCGUCGACUCUCUCUGCUGAGACGCAAGAACAGCUGUGUUUCGGAAGCAUCCACCACCUACAGCUGCCUCUGUCAGGACACACAGACCACUGACUGCACUUGUGGGCCUCCCUUCCCCAGCAACAGCAUUCACUUCAGCAAUGAGGGGGAAGGAGACCCUAGCCAUGGAGUUGCUGGCUUAGGAACCGAUAUGUACACUGACCAUCCUGAGGCUCAGGAAGAUGGGCUGGGUGACCCACCUCAAGAGCAUGUUGCAGCUCAUCCCCAAGACAGCAUGUCCUUGGUGGACAUGCCGGUUUCUGAACCAGCCGAUGAUGUGUCCCAGCCUCUCCUAGAACAUUGCUCUUCAGAACCUUCCCUCUUUCAAAGCCCAAAGGAGACUCCCAACAAGGGAAGCCUUCCGUCAGCUAGCUAUCCUCCCUGGCUACAGAGCCCCAUUGAAGAGGAAAAUGUGGCAUGAGUACUUCAGCCCUAUAUGUUGGAGCAGAGCUAUUGCGAGAGGUGGUCUUCCCUAGUGGUACUGUUUGAUGCAGGCCUGAAAUGAAUGGACAGAAGGAAUGAGACUGGUGGAACAGAUUUUGCAGUUGGCAGUUCAGGGAAAUUUGUAUUCAUGACCUCUUAAGCACCUUAGUAGGGCCACUGGGCAGAUGUCAUUUUUAAAAAUUACCCUUCCUGAUGGACAUCUCAUUUUGGUGCAUUGUUGUGGUGUAUCUCACUCACCAGGAAAGGAGUGAAAUGAACAGUCCACUAUUUCCCCCACCUUCCCUGGGCAUCUUGACCAAAAUAUUAUUAUUCAUUUGCUUUUCUACAGACACUAAAUGUGCACAAAGUAGAAAUGGACACCAAACUGUUCCUGCAGAUACCCUGUCUCAAAUCUACUCACAUCCAGUAUUGGUUAUUUCCUUUGUUGCAUACUG
Molecule: messenger RNA, 2149 nt
Organism: Sceloporus undulatus (fence lizard)
Lineage: Eukaryota; Metazoa; Chordata; Lepidosauria; Squamata; Phrynosomatidae
Gene: BEST2
Product: bestrophin 2
Exons: 9
Coding region: 1-1692 (563 amino acids)
Molecular function (GO): chloride channel activity
Source: RefSeq, a predicted model, not a curated record